This is a messenger RNA of Naegleria fowleri, 1110 nucleotides long. RefSeq lists its product as uncharacterized. The record is from RefSeq and is a predicted model, not a curated record. The coding region runs from base 1 to 1110 and encodes 369 amino acids. Lineage: Eukaryota; Heterolobosea; Eutetramitea; Acrasida; Naegleriidae. The transcript has a single exon.
AUGGAAUCGCUUUCGUCAUCCCCUUCUUCUUCAGACUCAUCACCUCUUCAAGGAAUAGAAAAAUCAUCAUCGGCAUUGACGUCAUUAGAAUCCCUUUUACCCAAUGAUCCUCUCGUGAAAUAUGCACUUGGUGUCAAUAAGGAAAUUUGCAAACGAAAAGUUGAAACUACCAAACACAAAUAUCAAUCCAAAAAGAAGCAAUUAGAGCACAAAUUUCAAAAACAAUGGUGUGAAUCGAUUCGAGAAAAUAACUUGCUUCAUGUUGCAUUAUGUGCUCAAAAUGAUUCCACAAGAGAUGUCCAAAUGGAAAAUGAAAUAUUAAGACAACGUUUGACACAAUUAGAAAAUCAAAACAUCACUUUACUGAAGAAAAGUCAAGAAAUGAAAAAGGAGAAAGAGUUGGCAGAAUCGUGGUGUGAACGAUGGCAUGAUCGAAGUAGAACAUUGUCAAAAUUGAUUCUCUCUUUUAAUACACUUCUGAAUCAACAAGAUGAAUCAUGCAAGGGUAAACUUUGUAAUCUUUCAAAUGAAUUUUCAAAAUUGUUGGACGAAUCAAAAGUGAACAUCGUUGGGAGUGCACAAACUGAAAUUUCAGAUUUAAGCAACAAACAAUCGUCACAGAGCUCUCUGGCAGCUCUUCAUUUAAAGUUGUUGAAUGCAAUGCUCCAGGAUGAACAUGAAAAAUGGAUGGCUCCCUUCAAAUCCAAAAGGAAAAAACAAGAAGAAUCGGAAAUGAUUCGACAAUACAAAUCCACCAUUCAACAAUUGGAAGAUAAAAUUAAAGAGCUAGAAUCAUCGCUGCAACAAGCUCGUCUUAAGGAAAAGAAUACCUCAAAUAUACUUGCUGGAAAGGAGAGAAUGAUUUCUGAACUGAACAUGCUGCUUGAACAAUCAGAGAAAACGAGGUGGGAACGAGAGGAGUCAAUCCUUAGAUUGGAAAAUGCGAAGAGCAUGUUAUUUUCAAUAAGAAAUGGGCGAAAAUUGAAAUCACAGGGGCACUAUACGCAACCAAUCACAGAAUCUCCUUGUACAGAAAGUCCCAUUAGUGAUUCGAUCGAAAAGCCCAAAGAUAAUUCUAUUCCCUUCCCAGAGGUUCCAGAACAUCAUUAA